Messenger RNA from Ipomoea triloba (trilobed morning glory), 2151 nucleotides. Its product is annotated as aspartokinase 2, chloroplastic-like. Gene Ontology annotation, molecular function: aspartate kinase activity. The transcript has 14 exons. Gene Ontology annotation, cellular component: chloroplast stroma. The record is from RefSeq and is a predicted model, not a curated record. Lineage: Eukaryota; Viridiplantae; Streptophyta; Magnoliopsida; Solanales; Convolvulaceae. Bases 289 to 1971 code for a protein of 560 amino acids. Gene Ontology annotation, biological process: amino acid biosynthetic process.
UGCGCAAUUUCCUUGCCGCGCCGCCGGGUUGCCUUGGACUUCAAAGAGCUGCGUUCGCAUUAUUCUACUCUUUUGAAAGCUGCCGUCUGCCUGCAUUCCGUAGAGCUUUGGGAGCUGAAAAUCGAAUUCGAAUACCCUCCCCAAUCCAUCUCCGCGUCUAAGUGUUGCUGGGAGAGGUAAUUUCCCUAGGUAUUUGCAUUGGCUCUGCUCUACACCAAAUCCAACUCCCUAUAUUUGUCUUAGUAAUUGAUUCACAAAACAACACUUGUUUUCCUCUACUGUUUUGCUAUGGAAACCUUGAUGCAUUUACAUGCCACAACUCCCUACAAUUAUUUCCCAAAAGCAUGUAAGGUGAGUUUGCACUUCCGCCCAUUAUGCUCACAGACUAUUUAUGGAGUUUGCACGUCCAUAAAGGGUUGUUCCAGAUCACGAGUAUUGAGGGUAAGUUGUAAGUCACAGACUAUAGAUUUAGUUCAACUGAGUGGAACUAAAAACUUGGGUCUUGAUGGAGUAGCCAGUGAAUUCACAUGUGUGAUGAAAUUUGGUGGUUCAUCAGUAGCCUCUGCCCAGAGAAUGAGAGAAAUAGCUGACCUCAUCCUUAGCUUUCCAGAGGAGAAGCCUGUUAUUGUUCUCUCAGCAAUGGGAAAGACUACAAAUAACCUCUUACUGGCUGGAGAAAAGGCCAUCAAUUGUGGGGUUUCCAAUGUCUUAGAUAUUAAAGAGUUAGUUUUUGUUAAGGAGCUGCAUUUGAGGACAGUGAAAGAACUUGGAGUAGAGAGCUCCGUAAUUGCUAGACAUCUAGAUGAGCUGGAGCAACUUCUGAAGGGAAUUGCUAUGAUGAAGGAGAUGACUCUCCGCACAAAGGAUUAUUUGGUUUCAUUUGGAGAAUGCAUGUCCACAAGGAUAUUUGCAGCUUAUCUGAAUAAAAUUGAUGUUAAAGCUCGCCAGUACGACGCAUUUGACAUUGGUAUUAUAACAACGGAUGAUUUUACAAAUGCCGAUAUUUUGGAAGCGACAUAUUCGGCUGUUGCAAAGAAAUUAAAUGGUGAUUGGACAAGUGAUCCUUCAAUUCCUAUUGUUACUGGGUUCCUGGGGAAGGGGUGGAGAACCUGCGCCGUCACUACGUUAGGUAGGGGGGGUAGUGAUUUGACUGCCACCACCAUUGGUAAAGCAUUGGGAUUACGGGAGAUUCAGGUGUGGAAGGACGUUGAUGGUGUUUUGACUUGUGAUCCUAAUAUAUGUCCGCGUGCAAAGCCAGUGUCAUAUUUAACCUUUGAUGAGGCAGCUGAACUUGCUUAUUUUGGUGCACAGGUGCUCCAUCCACAGUCAAUGAGGCCUGCAAGAGAGGGUGACAUUCCUGUUAGGGUUAAAAACUCAUAUAAUCCAAAAGCUCCUGGUACCCUAAUUACAAAAACAAGAGAUAUGAGUGAGGCAGUACUAACCAGCAUUGUUUUGAAACGAAAUGUCACGAUGUUGGAUAUUGUCAGCACCCGUAUGCUUGGUCAAUAUGGUUUCCUAGCAAAGGUUUUCUCUAUUUUUGAAGAUUUAGGCAUAUCAGUUGAUGUUGUUGCGACAAGUGAAGUUAGUAUUUCUCUGACACUGGACCCAUCAAAACUCUGGAGCGGAGAACUGAUUCAGCAGACAAGCGAGCUCGAUCACGUUGUAGAAGAACUUGAGAAAAUUGCAGUUGUGAAUCUUCUUCAGCACAGAUCAAUUAUCUCUCUAAUAGGGAAUGUCCAGAGGUCCUCUCUAAUUCUAGAAAAGGCUUUUCAUGUUCUUCUUAUCAAUGGGGUUAAUGUUCAGAUGAUCUCCCAAGGAGCAUCCAAGGUCAAUAUUUCAUUGAUAGUGAACGACAGUGAAGCAGAGCAGUGUGUUGAAGCUCUUCACUCUGCCUUCUUUGAGAGUGAUCUCUCUGAACUAGUUUCGGAGAAGAAAUCUCAAAAUGGUUCCUCUUCUGAUUUUCCAAAUUAACUUGGAAUAUUGUUGCCCUUUGUAUUGAAAAAUCGCAAUUAGUUUCCAUUUGUUUCCACAUUUUCCGAUUCAAAUUUAGGUGUCAAUGUGACAAUCAUCGUUGGGUAUACUGAAAUUCCAAAAUCACCUUAAUUGUGUUUUGACUUUCAUGUGGAAGAAUCAAGAUUUCUAAUAUUCUAA